Messenger RNA from Staurois parvus, 275 nucleotides. NCBI's taxonomy places the organism in Eukaryota, Metazoa, Chordata, Amphibia, Anura, Ranidae. The record is from the annotation of a GenBank genome assembly.
UUUCAAACGCCAAAUGCUUGUAAAUGUGUUUAAACGCGGCUAACCGCAUUUAUAAGUGUUUGCGUUUAGAAGCGUUUUCUAACUGUUCCAUGUCCAGAUGCUGUCCAGAGCCUUUUUUCAUCAUCAGAAAUGCAUGCAAAGCGUUUUCCAUGUAUUCAAAUGGACCUAGUACACCAGCACAGUCAGUUCCAGUCAGCUUGUCACACUAUAUAAUGCACCAUACUCUGCAAAAACAAGACAAAACCACCAAUUUUUCGAAUAGAAAUCUAUCUGAA